AUGAAUGUGAACGUGAACUUCCUGCCCCACCCCAUGGCUGGCCCCAUCACUCUGCAACUCGGUCUCCGGCAGGGUAUUCCUAACUCCAUUACCAAUCUGAGCAAUGCUGCAGUCGCGCGGCGUAUUCGCCAUCCGAAAUGGCCAGAAUACGUGAACCCCCUCGCCUGGGAUCAGGAGACUCUGAAGGCCUUGAUCGGAACCGUCGACACCGUUGAAAACGGAAGGUUUGAUGCCUUUAGACAUAUUCCCAAACGCGAGGAGUUGAAUGCUCUCAAGACCGAGAAUCUGGGGGUCCUUGAUGCGUUGUCCCUCGAGGUGGUGCAUUUGAUCAUUGAUCACAUGGACUUCAUAACUCUUGAACGAUUCUCUCGCACCUGUCGCUAUGCCCGCAUCGCUGCCAAUCACCACCCAACUUACAUCAUGAUGAUCAAGCAUUGCCCACAAAUUCGGAAUACCCUCGCUAUCACAGGAAUGGGAUACUGGACCAGUAUCCGCGACUUCAAGCUUGAAAUGCAGUACCCUUAUUGCCGUUCCUGCGGCUCUGAUGGUUCGUACAUCUACCUCCCAACCUGCGAACGCAUUUGCCCCAACUGCUGUGAUCUUAACAAGGACUACUGGUGCAUUACGAUCGAUGAUACCAAAACCGCAUUCGCCAUUGGCAACGAAGAACUCCAGCGUGUCCCCAUCGCCCGUGUCGUGCCUCGUACAUACCGAAACACCGCCUUCCCCAUGGGCAUGCAUUACCAAGAGUUCAUGGUCCCCGUUAAGUGCGCCUUCGAAGUCGCCGUCAAGCGCUGGGGCACCAUUGAGAACAUGCAACGCCAAGCCGAUGCCAUAUGCCCUGACUUCCACCCUGACGCGACCACCGCGGAAAUGGCAGAUGGAGAAAUAUUUCGCUACUUCCGCAGCGUUCAACCUCCAUUCGGGAGUAACCGCUCGCUGCUGCCAUUCACUCGCCGCCCGACCUAUGAGAAUUUCAAUCCGUUGGUCUGUGCCAUGGCCUCGCUGUUCCCCUACGUGCGGCGCCCUCAUCUAGAGCCCAACAAGCGCUACUUCUGCAAGGGAUGCGUGUGGGCCUGUGAGCGAAAGAAAAUGCCUUCGCCUGAUCUACUGGCCUACAUGGGCCUUCCUCUCGCGUCUUCCAACGAAGAUAUCACCACUCAUCUCGCUCUGAGCAUUCGUAUUCCCCGAACCUGGCCCCAAGCUAUCAUUCACUCUCUUGGCUGUAUUGGAUGUGGGUUGUUGAUGUGGGACGCUAGGGCCACUCGUCAAGAGAAGGCAGCUGUUCUUCCUUGA
Molecule: messenger RNA, 1296 nt
Organism: Penicillium odoratum
Lineage: Eukaryota; Fungi; Ascomycota; Eurotiomycetes; Eurotiales; Aspergillaceae
Product: F-box protein
Exons: 1
Coding region: 1-1296 (431 amino acids)
Molecular function (GO): protein binding
Source: RefSeq, a predicted model, not a curated record